This is a messenger RNA of Tribolium castaneum (red flour beetle), 6467 nucleotides long. Its product is annotated as protein mothers against dpp. The record is from RefSeq and is a predicted model, not a curated record. Gene Ontology annotation, biological process: transforming growth factor beta receptor signaling pathway; cell differentiation; regulation of transcription by RNA polymerase II. NCBI's taxonomy places the organism in Eukaryota, Metazoa, Arthropoda, Insecta, Coleoptera, Tenebrionidae. Gene Ontology annotation, cellular component: heteromeric SMAD protein complex. Bases 4141 to 5505 code for a protein of 454 amino acids. Gene Ontology annotation, molecular function: DNA-binding transcription factor activity, RNA polymerase II-specific; I-SMAD binding; RNA polymerase II cis-regulatory region sequence-specific DNA binding. The transcript has 4 exons.
AAAGCAAGUUAAAUUUAAAAACUUCCAAAUUUUAGGCUGAAAACUGUGUUUUAUAGACGUAGUGUAAAAAAAGUGUACGAGAAAAAAAAAUUGGCGCAGUCAGUAAGAUUCGUUGAAUUGUUUUCGUCAUGUAUACCACAUUGCCGAGAGCGAAUAAUUGAUGCCUUUUUGCCUAGUUAAACAAACAAAUCUUUUUGCUUCAACUGAAUGAGGAAUAAAGUGCUCCAUUAUCCAUGUCGUGAACGAUAACCGAUUACCUGGAUGGCUUCUGGUCAAAAUGCAAGUGAUUAUUUUGCACGAGCUGUGGGUUAUUGAUUAUGCUAAGUCAAGGUCUGUUCCUUCCAGGAAAAGAAAAUUACAGAUUAGGCUCGUGUUAUUUUCAGAUGCUUAACAUUUUUUCCUUUUUGGAGAAUUAGAAAUAAAAUACACAGAAACUAAAAUAUGUCAACUUAAUUUAUGACUGGAAAAAGAAUGAUAUAUUUUUUAUUCAAAAACCGUUGGAAAGCCAUAUACUUUUUUUUGAAAAAUUUUGUUUGUUUAUGUACCUACCUGGAAUUCCUGGAGUUUCGCUUUAAGCUCGAAAGGGAUUUACGAAAUUGGUAUAUAAAUAUAAUAAUAAAUCUUCACUACAAGGACCGUAGGAAAGCCAUAAUUCACAGUGCAGGCAAAUAUUUGCUAUUAGGAUAUUAGGUAUACUACUGUUUUCUUUGAAGAAUUCAGUUUCCUGAUAUACCUACCUGGAAUUCCUGGAAAUUUGCUUUUACCUCCAAAGAGAUUAACAAGUUAGGUGCCUGGUAACAGUGCCGGCUUUAAAAUGAUGAGGAAAAAAAUUUUUUUUGAUUAAAAUUCGUUUUGUAAAUGAGAAACUAAUUCUGUUAAUAUUAUCAAAAAAUUGAAAAAUUACAUAAUUAGUUCGAAAUUAUUAUUUAUUUUGUUUUUCGAAAGUUGUUAGCAAGUUUUUCAGCCAAAACUCACUUAGCUAACUAUCGCUAAAGCAAGCCACAUCAUCACAAAGAAUUUUGUAUGAGAUUUAUCUUGUUUUUGAGUUAAAAAACUCAAGAAAAAACGGUGGAAAUUAGUACAUUGAAAAUUCGUUAUCUUGUGGUAUACAGGUGCUCAAAAACUGGCGCACCAACUCAGUGAUACGUUAUUGAGAAGCAAGUGCAGAUUACGGGAAAAAUGAUGAAAAAAUUCCUAAAGUCAUAUUUUAAAAAAUCUGGAGCUACAAACUUAUUGUGUUAACUUCUUUAGUUUUCAUUAUUUCUUUAUGUUUUCAUGUUUCAUACCAGGUAAUCGUCCCGUAACAAAACGAUGAAUAAUUAUUUUUAAAUUUCCGAUCAGACUUCAGCAGUUUUUUUAAUUUAAAAAAAUUAAAAUUUAUCUAAAAAAUCACAAUGUGUAGAUGUGCCAACACUGGGAAUUAUUUCCUAGGAAACCGUUUCAAAAAUAAUUUAUUUUUAUUGUUGAUCAAAUUCUAUUGCGAUCACGACUAUUAGACAACGUUGCCACAUAUCAUUUACCUAAAAUUAGUUAUUUAUCAAUAACUUUAAUACAAAGAAUUUUUUUACUAUUUUUACCAUUAUAUCUAACCACUUCUCUACCACACACCAUUGAGUUGGUGCGUCAGUUUUUGAGCACGCUGUAUGUAGAGCUCGCUUUAUGAGUGAAAAAAUUACUUUUUAGUUUUAAUAAAAAUUUUAUUGUAGUUUUUGAGAAAAGAUGUUUCACAUUCUCUUCAAUUUUUUUGUAAAACAUAGCAGUUUUAGUACUUGUUGCUUUAUGCCUAUACAACAUGGUUUCACAAACUUGGAAAAACUUCAGAAAACGUCUAAAGUUUAAAGUUUCGAUCGCUGUCGAAUUUUCAGUAUUGGAUCAAAAUUUUUUUCUAUUACUUUUUUUUAUUUUUAUACGCAGAUUCUAUCAUUUUAAUCACUUUAACACAUUUAAAUUGAUAGCUUAAAUCCAAAAUCGUUCUGAUUUUGUAACCGCUAGUUUUUAAGAAAUCUCCAAAUUUCAAAUUUAGGUAUAGGCUAAUUAAGUUAUGAUUCUAUCUAUCAAAACAUUAAACCCCUCUGAAACCUAAACUAUAAUUCUGAUUGACUUUGGAUUUGCAGCAAUCGCUAGAAAAUUUUUCACACAUUUCAUUUGAAAUUGAAAUUUGGUUGAUUUCGUACCUUUGGAGUGCCAUCCAGUUGACAUUAUUUUAUGUAACUUUAAAUCUGUCAAUGUUUUGUAUCCAGAAUUUGCAAUUUUUGAGUAAUAGACAAAAUCUUUUUGCAAGCAUCUGUAGGCCACACUAAUAUUCGACCGCUUGUUUUUAAUAUCCGACACAAAAUUAUCCAAGAAUUUUACCACUGUUUUUAAUUCUAUUGAAAGGUUUAUAAUUUUCACAAAAAGUGCGAUUACUUUUUAUUGACUCGAAAAAUAUGCUAGAGUUUGAAAAGUUUAAAAAAAUUAAUGUUUAUAUAAAUAUUUCUGGAAAAUAAACUAGGUGUACCUAACUUUAAUCAACAGCUUUUCAGCAGACUGCAUUUAUCGUAGGUUUUCUAGUUUUCAAGAAAAAUGGCUUUGAAUCUGCUUGCUGAUUUUUUCGAUUUUUUUUGUUUUUUUUAAAUCAGUCAUUGUUUCUUAUCUCUAGAACCCACAAAUUAAAUUAGACCAAAAAUUUUAUUAUUUUAAAUCUAUUCUCUCACUCCAUUAAUUUGUAAGACGUAAAAUAUGCAGUAAAGUUCACAAAUGACGUAAACGUGGUUAUUGUUUUUCUACAUUCAGCUCGUUUGUUAAGUGAGAAUUUUUUUUUGUACAAAAUUUAUUAAUAAAUUGGUUCAAAAUUAUUAUUAAUUUAUUACUUACUUGCAAUUAUCUAAGCACAUUUUUAAGUUAAAAAUUUACGUUUUUACAAAAUUUUGGAUUUUGCAUAUUUUUAAUUUAGUUUUUAAACGUGAUACUCGGAUAUUCGUUUAUUUUGUAUUUUGUAAAAAAUAUAAAAAAGUCUGAUCAAAAAAAAGAAAAGACUUUUAUAUUAUUUUGACACUUUUGCAGUCUUUGUGUAAAAAAUUUGCUUAUUAUUUAUAGGUAUUUUGCAUAUUUUAACAAAACUUGAGACAAGAACGAAUAAUGAUCGAAUUAUACAACAAAAUUGAUUUUCUGUUGGCUUGUCAUUGGAGUGAUAACAAUUAUAGCUUGUUUUGUGAGCGACAAACUCACUUUUUUACGUCAUUUUGAGAAAAAAAUUAGUUACUAUCAAACUUUUUCUCUAAUAACAUGACAAAAAAAGCAAUAAAGCUCACAACUGUCGUCUCAAAAUAGGUUUGAUUGUUUUAUAAGUAAGAAAAUUGUUUUGCGAAACAAUGGCAAUUAUAUGUUUAGAAAUUUUUUUAUGGAAAAACCAAGGGAAAAACGUACUUUAAUUAUGAAAUUUUACUCAAACAUACCAAAAGAUUUCUAAUAAAUUAGAACAUUUUACGAUGCUUUAUUGCAAGUAAAGACUUAUUUUUACAAUUUCACUACAGCUAGCCAAAUGGAGAUUUAUCUUGCUUUUGAAUAAAAUACCUACUUAUUCUAUAAGAUUUUGUAAAAAAUAGGCAAAUUCGAUCGAAAUUAUCGUGUUUAUUAGAGUAAUAAAAGUAACUCGUAAAACGGUUGACAACAUUGACGGUUUAUUUAAAAUAAUGUUUUUGUGUGUCAUGUGUGGUCGUGAUACUGGCUUUGGUCGUGAACAUGUCGUUUAGGCUGGUUCUUGUGUGAAAAUCGCGUUUGUCUCAUCACGGAACGCAAUUAUUCAAGAAUGGAAAGAAGUCAGAGUGUAUAUGCCUUCAAAUUCCCCCUGUACCUUCGUAAAGUGCACUUUGAAUGUUAUGUGAGACUGGAAGUGUUUUAUAAAACGGAAAAGUAAAGUGCUAGUUUUGUGGACUUAUGGUGGAUUUAGUUUCUCACCCGACCGCACGUAGCGCUAUCAGCAUUAAUUUGUUUCCUCAAAAUAACACGGCGCUGUCGCUUCUUAACCUUUAUAUUCUACGAACUCCGUGUUGAACCAUUACGAGAGCACAGCGUCCUAAAAUUUGUCCACAAUAUUUACAAUAAUAAUAGUUUAUAUUUCCCGUUUUUCCUACUCGUCGUCCGUUUAUUAACUCCGAUAGCAUGGAGAUCGACGAGGGGGAGUCCUCCAGCAGCGGCCCCUUGUCCAGAUUCAACAGCCUCUUCUGCUUCACCAGCCCCGCGGUGAAGAAGCUGCUCGGCUGGAAGCAGGGCGACGAGGAGGAGAAGUGGGCAGAGAAGGCAGUGGACAGCCUCGUCAAGAAGCUGAAGAAGCGCAAGGGGGCCAUUGAGGAGCUCGAGCGCGCGCUUUCCUGUCCCGGGACGCAGAGCAACUGCGUGACGAUACCCCGCAGCCUCGACGGCCGCCUCCAGGUGUCCCACCGCAAAGGCCUCCCCCACGUGAUCUACUGCCGGGUCUGGCGCUGGCCCGACCUGCAGAGCCACCACGAGCUGAAACCUCUGGAGCACUGCAAGUUUCCGUUUUGGGCCAAGCAGAAGGAGGUCUGCAUCAACCCCUACCACUACAAAAGAGUGGAAAGUCAAGUUUUGCCGCCGGUCUUGGUCCCCCGACACAGCGAUUUUGUCCCAGGGCACUCGCUCCUACCAUUUCAGCAAGUGGUGGAGCCCAACAUGCCCCAGAAUAUUAGUUAUAAUUCCAAUGGAUUUAAUUCCAAUCAUUUGAGUCCGAGUUCGCCACUGUCGAGUGUGUCUAGUCCGAGGAGUGUUUCGUCGAAUAAUCCGCAGAGUCCGUAUUCGAAUUUGGCGGAGACUCCGCCCCCGGCCUAUAGCCCCACCGACGAGAAUACGAAUAAUAAUACGAGUCCGCAACCGUCGCUUAAUACAGAUGUGCAACCGGUGGCCUAUCAGGAGCAGCCCUAUUGGGCUUCUAUCGCCUACUAUGAGUUGAAUUUUCGCGUCGGGGAAGUUUUCCAUUGCCAUUCGACGUCCGUUAUUGUUGAUGGGUUCACCAAUCCCAGCAACAACAGCGACAGAUUUUGCUUAGGGCAACUAAGCAACGUAAACCGCAACUCAACCAUCGAAAACACCCGCCGUCACAUCGGCAAAGGGGUCCACCUAUACUACGUCAACGGCGAAGUUUACGCCGAAUGUCUCUCCGAUUCGCCAAUUUUCGUCCAAUCCCGCAACUGUAACCACCACCAUGGGUUUCACCCAUCCGCCGUGUGUAAAAUCCCGGCUGGUUGUUCGUUGCGUAUUUUCAACAACGCCGAAUUUGCUCAACUCCUCUCCCAAUGCGUGAAUCAUGGUUUUGAGGCCGUUUACGAACUCACAAAAAUGUGUAUGAUACGUAUGAGCUUCGUCAAGGGUUGGGGCGCGGAAUACCAUCGUCAGGACGUCACAAGCACCCCCUGCUGGAUCGAGGUGCAUCUCAACGGCCCCCUCCAGUGGCUCGACAAGGUGCUGACCCAAAUGGGGUCCCCUCACAAUGCCAUAAGUUCGGUCUCGUAAUCGGUAAUAACACGGGACGUAUGAGUGCCAUUUCAGGUUAUGCAAAUGCAACGGUGGGAAAUUACGUGUUGCCUUACGGUAAAGUGCAUUUUUCAGCAUCGACGAAUGAUUAUUUAUGUGUACAGGAAACCGAGCUGAAAACUUGUAAAUUCUGGAUGUAAUUAUAACGAAUUAUUAAUUAUAAUGUGUCUGUCUUAAUUGAUCUCUAGAUGGCUACGAUUUUAUUGGUUUGUUGGUUAUUUACAGUUUAAUUCACAGACAGCGUUUUUAAAUAUUGUUUGACUUUAUUUUAUUGUUUUGGUGGGGCCUUCUUGCAAAAAAUGACAGCAUUUUAAGUUUAGCAAGAAUGUGCCGCCCUGUAUAUUAAAAAAAAAUUAAAAACUUUCUCAAGCAUCAAUGCAGGUCGCUGAUAUACCGGGUGAUCAAGAAUGCUUGUUUCGGUUGGCAACGGUGUGACAUUUGACGCGAUAAGAUUUUUGGUUAUGUCCUUAUUGCCAACUGAAAAAUCUUUUUUCUUAAUUAUUUUUCGAGCUGGUUUCGACAAAAUUUCUACGUUUGUACUUAAUUCCUGCAGUGAUCCUCGAGGAAGAUUUGCCUUUGGCUGAACAACUGGUUCGGUGGUACAAAUACGAGUGUAAUAGAAUCAUAAAGAAUAUUUUGUGCAAUUAAUAAACUCCGUUAGCCGUAAGGAUAAAAUAAGUGUAUUUGUAAGUAAAAUAUAAAUCAAAAUAUUGUCCAUUUUACAUAAGUUAAAGAGUUAUUGUUACAUUACAAGUUUUUUAUAGUUGUGUAUUCAAUUUCUUGUUUGUUUUAUCAACGAUAAAAAGGUUGGGUGGCAGCACCAGCUGUCGAAGUGUAUAUUUUUGAGAUAUUAUCCAUAUUUACUAUACCACGAAAAGUACACCUUUUUAUAUUGUCAGUGCAAUUUUUUAUUUUCGUUUUAAAUAAAAUUGUGGAUUACU